Molecule: messenger RNA, 1308 nt
Organism: Aureobasidium melanogenum CBS 110374
Lineage: Eukaryota; Fungi; Ascomycota; Dothideomycetes; Dothideales; Saccotheciaceae
Exons: 2
Coding region: 1-1308 (435 amino acids)
Source: RefSeq, a predicted model, not a curated record
AUGAAACCACCCAGCAACAAGCCCGACGAUGAGUCAAAGGUCAACCCCUCGACCAAGAAGCCAAACAACAACAAGAAAUGUACCAACUGUGGCAAGAUGGACGCAAAGGCCCACUGCACUGGGUGUCGCGGAGCACCUGAAGUCGAUGGUACCCCUCAAGAAGGUGUGCGCUACUGCAGCAAAGAGUGUCAGAAGGCACACUGGGUUCAUCACCGCAGAGGCUGUAGGAACAUGCAGGCCAGAAAGGCCUUGUUCAGAGCUGGCAGCCUCUUGCAAGAGAUGUGGUACGCUAUACGCCGAGAAUCUUACGACAAUGCUGUUGUCAGAGUUCAAGAGAUCAACGGAGACCUUGUCGUGUACGAUGGGGACUACAAUGUCGAAUCUACCUUGAGAGAGAAUGGCUACUACCGCAAAUUUCCGGAGGAAAUCUUCAAGAACAAGAAGGACGCAGAAUCUUGCCUUAGCCUACUAUCCUGCAACGAUGUCCUGAAUCACAUGCCCAAGGCUGUUGAAUGGCUCCUCAAAGACAUUUGCAAAGACAUCACCGAAGCAAUGGUCAAGGUAAAAAAGCCAGUUCGUGCAACACGCUACGGAACUGGCGAGUGGGAUUUAGACUGGACGCACACGGUCUUCAAGGCCGUUCUGGUCUCUGGAGAAACGUACGCCAUAGAUCUCGCCGGAGCACAAUAUGGCUUUUAUGAGCCCGUCAUCCUGUGGUCGAAGUAUAGAGAGAGAUGCAUUGAGAUGAUUUGCCUCGGCCCAGACAGCUACUGUCCACUUGGUUUCCAAGCCCGUACCUUGCUCAGUCAGACUUUUUCCAACCCCGGGGAUAAACGUACCAUGUUGCAGCGUGCUAUCCCUAUGAUGGGAGAAUGUCUUAAACUUCAGUUCAACCAAGCUCUCGAGGACAUCAAGAAGCGCUACACGUCUGGACGAGACCUCCUUCACCUUCCCCCGCCAGCCUUCCAAGAUGCUGAGAAGGACAUGAUAUCAAUGGCGAAGCACGUCACGCGUGAUACGGCUGAGAAGGUGGAUGUUCUUCUCCCAUUGAUCGUAGGCGAAACAGAUCACGCGAACCAGAUGAUGCUUUUGGAUCCCCGGGCCCACAAGGGCCGCCUUCUGGCUCACUGCUUGGUCACACUUGCUGCUCAUUUCAAUGGCGCCUGGCAGAGGGACAACGACACGGGUCGUUUGAUCUCACUCUCAUUAAAGCGUGCCGACACAGAUAGUGAGUAUCUCAAGAAAAUCAUGAGCGGGAAACUCCCUGAGCAAAAGUCUUGGAGCGACAUGACUCUUUUGUAUCAGUAG